UUCUUAUUCUAUAUUCUUUCGUAUAAAUAUAACAAGUAAAAGCAGGAGAGAGAAAAUGCUGCAGGGUUUGAGUCUUAGGGAAGAGAGAUUGAUCGGAAACAGAAGGCAUCAAUCAUCGCAUGUUGGGUUGAAGCUCUUGAUAGCAACAUCCAAAGAGAAGAAGCCCAAUAACAUAUUGAUGAAACCUGCCGUGAAAUCGGUUCAUCGAUCCUCUCGGAUUUUCUCUGAGCUUUGCUACCUCAAGAGAUGCCAUCUAUGCAAGAAAAAGCUCCGACAAGACAAAGACGUAUACAUGUACAGGGGAGAUCUUGGAUUUUGCACCGUUGAAUGUCGAGAUCGGCAGAUAUUGAUGGAUGAGAGAGAUGAAUUCGAGGUUUCGACAAAGAGACUGUUGGCUAAUUCCGGCGCCGGAAAAACCGAGACUCAGAUUCUUUUGGAAGAUCUCCGGCGGCGGCAUCGGCGACACGUUCCUAAGUCAUUUAUAGUCCCUUUGAAUCAGUCCUCUUGA
Messenger RNA from Tarenaya hassleriana, 508 nucleotides. RefSeq lists its product as uncharacterized. The transcript is spliced from 2 exons. Bases 56 to 508 code for a protein of 150 amino acids. Lineage: Eukaryota; Viridiplantae; Streptophyta; Magnoliopsida; Brassicales; Cleomaceae. The record is from RefSeq and is a predicted model, not a curated record.